This is a messenger RNA of Miscanthus lutarioriparius, 426 nucleotides long. The record is from the annotation of a GenBank genome assembly. NCBI's taxonomy places the organism in Eukaryota, Viridiplantae, Streptophyta, Magnoliopsida, Poales, Poaceae.
AUGGCGAAAACAUGUAAUGAAUAUGUUUAUGAUUCUGAUGCACCACCUCCUGCCCCUCCGAAGCCAAAAAGAAAGAGAGGCAAGAAAAAUGCCACAACAGUGCCAUCUAGUAUUUCUGAACCACCACAGGAACAACCAUCACAUGCUGACCCAUUUGCUACACCAACUAGAGCCAUCACUUCUGUUCCUACAACAAGCCCUGUGACAAGGAGUAUGUCAAGGAGGUUGUUGGAAUAUGAAGCAUCUACACCGACUAGAGCCAUUGCCUCUAUUUCGACAGCAAGCCCUCUCACAAGAAGUCGUAAGAGGAUUCUAGAACUUGAAGGCAAUAUAGAACCUGUUCAAUGUCUUGCUCUAUCUCCAAAUCCUGCCCAUGAGAAGGGAAAGCCAAAGAAGUUGAAGGUUGUCAGAUCCAAGAAAGCUUAG